UUCUGCUGCUUUGUUUUGUUUGGUCUUGCCAGUGCCAUUGCCACCCUAAAAAUUGAAAGAAUAUCACUAAAAAAAACUGUCCAAACAUCUUCACUAAAUUUAGCUCUCUCUCUAUUAUCUAUUUUCUUAAAUCAAAAUCUUCUCCUAUCAAUUUAUCCACAGAAUUUUUAUCUUCUCUUUUAUCUCCUAAUUCACCACCAUUAACACACUCACAAUCCAUCCAUGCUUUGUCAAUAAAGUGAAGAAAUUCCAGAAAAAGACGACAAAGAAAAGGUGGGUUUUCAGACCCAUCUCAUUUCCAGCUCUAUUCAACGAGAACAAGGAAAUAUUCAUGGAAAUGUACACAGUACUAUCCGUACUCAGUCUAUUCUGUUAAGGAUUCUGUUUCUUGCAGUUUCUGAUUCAACUACUGUAUCCAGAUACCUCGUGAAUGGAUCUAACAAUACGGUUCAGUGCACUGUAAAUUUACUGUUUGCUUCUUGUGUUUGCACAAUCUGGGUUUUCAUCUUCUGUGUUGGUUUUGCUAUGGAAGCAUGAUUUUGGGUACCCGUCUUGUGGAUUGAUAUUUGUAUUAUGAAAUUUUUUGUGGUGAGAUUUGAGUUGGGAUAAAGGAACCUAUCUGGUUGGUGCUUUUUGUUAUAUAUUUAUUUAUUUUUUUUUUUGGGUGGGCAGUAAUGUUGUCUGCAAAUGACCCUAUGGAAUCGUUUCUCAAUUCAAUUCAAGUGGUGAAAGAUGCACUCUCGCCGCUUGAACUUGGCAUUCGGAAAGCGGCUGAAGAUCUUGAGAGUUGCUGGGGAGUUUCUAAAAACACUAGGGUUAAUCAUCUUGAAUUCAGUUCCACUGAUAAUAGGAACCAUGACAACAAGGUUCAGAUUUGUGCUGUGAAAAAGAGAAGUUAUAGUUAUAGCAAUGGCAAUAAUGGGAACUCUGUGGCUGGUGAAGAGAGAAAGGAAGGUUUUUCCAUUAAGGUUCCUAUUAGAGCUUUGUUGGGCAUGUUUUCGCUGAAUAUGGAAAAUGAGCAUAAUAAGAACAAUGGAGGCAGAGGUGAGUCGGGGAAGAAAGGGUUGAAAGAUAGGGAAGCGGGGAGUGAAGAUGGGUCUUGCACAAAUUGUUUGCAGUUUGCAGUAACAUGGUCUUUGUUAGUUAGCGGCCUUGUUCAGGCAUUUCCUAGCCCUUUCAAGACAAGCAAAAAGGGGUUUCAGAAAGUAGGUGAUGAUGAUAGAGGUAAUUUGCAUUUGUGCAAAAAUGAGUUAAAAUCGAAGGUUUCCAGAGAAUUAAAGCAAAGGGAAUUACAAGGUCAGUAUGUUAAAGCAGUUCAAAAUGAUAGGGAAAACCAUAAAGAAGGGAAACAUGUAUCGCUUGAAUGCAUUAUAGGUUUUAUUUUUGAUCAACUGGCUUAUAAUCUACAGAAAUUUAAUCAGAGUUUGCAGCAAGCAGAUGUCAAAGGUUGUGACUAUGAUCAUUCAACUCCACCAUCAGAAUCCUCUCAGUUUGAUCAUUUGAGGGCAGUCAUGAGUAUUUGGGAAGGUCAAAAAGUGGACGUAAAUGGGUUUUUGGGGAAUUUGAAGUUUGCAAGAGUAGGAGGUGUGCCAUCAGGUAUAGUUGGAGUAUCUUCUUCAGUGAAUGAAGAAGGUGAUGAUGGUAUCAGUGCUGGCAAUGGGGAGGAAACUGGGGGUAGUUCACCGCAGAAGCUGGCAAGUGGAUUGCUCAGUAUUCCCUUAUCUAAUGUGGAGCGUUUGAGAUCUACAUUAUCUGCUGUUUCUUUGUCGGAGCUAAUUGAGCUUGUGCCACACCUGGGGCGAUCUUCUAAAGACUAUCCUGACAAGAAGAAGCUAUUCUCUGUCCAGGAUUUCUUUAGAUACACAGAGUCUGAAGGAAGGAGGUUCUUCGAGGAACUAGAUAGAGAUGGUGAUGGUCAAGUAACAUUGGAAGAUCUCGAGAUUGCAAUGAAAAAAAGGAAAUUACCACCGAGAUAUGCUCGGGAAUUUAUGCAGCGUGCUAGAAGUCACUUGUUUUCAAAAUCAUUUGGUUGGAAGCAGUUUUUGUCCUUGAUGGAACAAAAGGAACCAACCAUUCUCCGCGCUUAUACUUCUCUUUGUUUAAACAAGUCUGGGACCCUGAAAAAGAGUGAAAUAUUGGCAUCACUUAAAAAUGCUGGCCUUCCGGCAAAUGAAGACAAUGCUGUUGCUAUGAUGCGAUUUCUGAAUGCUGACACAGAAGAAUCUAUUUCUUAUGGGCAUUUUCGGAAUUUUAUGCUUUUGCUACCUUCUGAUCGACUUCAAGAUGAUCCUAGGAGCAUAUGGUUUGAAGCUGCUACAGUUGUUGCUGUGGCACCACCUGUGGAGAUGCCAGCUGGAAGUGUUCUAAGGUCUGCAUUGGCUGGGGGCCUAUCAUGUGCAUUCUCUUGUUCUCUAAUGCAUCCUGUUGAUACAAUAAAGACUCGGGUGCAAGCAUCAACCCUAAGUUUCCCAGAGAUCAUUUCAAAGCUUCCAGAGAUUGGUGUUCAGGGAUUAUACAGGGGUUCAAUCCCUGCAAUUCUAGGACAGUUUUCGAGCCAUGGUCUGCGAACUGGGAUAUUUGAAGCUAGUAAACUUGUGCUCAUAAAUGUUGCUCCAACACUCCCAGACAUACAGGUUCAAUCUAUAUCAUCUUUCUGCAGCACAUUUUUGGGGACAGCAGUCCGGAUCCCAUGUGAGGUGUUGAAGCAGCGCUUGCAGGCAGGUCUUUUUGACAAUGUAGGGCAGGCUAUUAUUGGUACUUGGCAGCAAGACGGUCUGAAGGGAUUUUUUCGUGGGACUGGUGCUACACUUUGCCGUGAGGUUCCAUUUUAUGUUGCUGGCAUGGGACUUUAUGCUGAAUCCAAAAAAUUUGCUCAACAACUUCUACGACGGGAGUUAGAACCCUGGGAAACAAUUGUAGUUGGGGCCUUAUCUGGAGGGCUAGCUGCCGUGGUCACUACCCCAUUUGAUGUGAUGAAAACUAGAAUGAUGACUGCACAGGGAAGAUCCUUACCGAUGACAAUGGUUGCCUGCUCUAUACUUCGUCAUGAGGGACCCCUUGGCCUAUUUAAAGGAGCAGUACCAAGGUUUUUCUGGAUUGCCCCUUUAGGUGCCAUGAACUUUGCUGGUUAUGAGCUAGCAAGGAAGGCGAUGGACAAAAAUGAGGAGACAUCAAGCGAUCAGCCGUCUCAGAAGAAGUUAACUAGUUCUGGAUAGCCUUUGUGAAACUUCAAAAACAUUUUAUACGGAGCCUCCAGGUUUUUGUUUUGUGAAUGCUGCUGGAAAGUUUUGUGCCCUUUCCGAAUUUUUAGCAGCAUAUACAACAGAUCAUCUGCCGACAAGUCUUCCCCCUCUCCCUUCCUUCUUCAGCCAAGACAUUGUACUUUUCAGUUUCUUGUUGCAAAAUUUCAUGGUCUAUUAAGGAUGGCUGCACAAGUCUUUUUUGCUUAAUCUUGUAUCUGCUUCAUUUGUGUAUAUUUCGUGUGCAGUUAAUUCUUUUCUUUCCUUAAUCUGAAAUUCUAAUUCUGUAUGGCAUGUACGUCUCUUUUAGGAGAAGAACUGUCUUUUUCCUCUCUAA
Messenger RNA from Hevea brasiliensis (rubber tree), 3576 nucleotides. RefSeq lists its product as uncharacterized. NCBI's taxonomy places the organism in Eukaryota, Viridiplantae, Streptophyta, Magnoliopsida, Malpighiales, Euphorbiaceae. Gene Ontology annotation, molecular function: S-adenosyl-L-methionine transmembrane transporter activity; calcium ion binding. Gene Ontology annotation, cellular component: mitochondrial inner membrane. The transcript is spliced from 7 exons. The record is from RefSeq and is a predicted model, not a curated record. Bases 675 to 3215 code for a protein of 846 amino acids.